Molecule: messenger RNA, 2109 nt
Organism: Anopheles funestus (African malaria mosquito)
Lineage: Eukaryota; Metazoa; Arthropoda; Insecta; Diptera; Culicidae
Gene: sub
Product: kinesin-like protein subito
Exons: 4
Coding region: 66-2039 (657 amino acids)
Biological process (GO): microtubule-based movement
Cellular component (GO): kinesin complex; microtubule; nucleus
Molecular function (GO): ATP binding; microtubule motor activity; microtubule binding
Source: RefSeq, a predicted model, not a curated record
UAAUUUGAACAAAAAACUUCAACUGCCGUCAAAACAAGCAGCAACGACGGAGCAGCAUUCGGUGUAUGCACCGUUUACCAGAACUGGAAGAAAUUUAUUACGCUUUGCAGGAUAAUAUUGAUAAUAACCUGUGCCAUUUGUAUACGUUCGGAGAAAUGAAACGGGCACAACCUUCGUUUUUGAAUGCGAUCGAAAACAGCGUUGACCGCCGCCGGCGUCCUCGUCCGAUCAGUCGCAUUAGGUUGGAAACAUUGCUGGCUGAUGAUCGUCAAUCGUGUGUGUCUUUGCCCAAGGGAUCAGCGAUGCCACUUUCCGAAGAAUUGGACGAAGUGCUAGAGGAACAGUACGAACAGGAUGGGUUCGCUGGUAACGAGUUGAAGGAAGAGGAAACGGUCAAGGUGUGUCUGCGCCUACGUCCCUAUACAAAGAUCACAUUCAAAAUCAAGGAAAAUACAUUGAUUGCCCGUUGCCAGGGUGAAAAUCAAUCCUCGUCGGAAAAGCACUACACAUUCAGCAACGUGUUUGAGGACAAUGUGUCUCAGGCUGAAGUGUACGAUUGCUGCAUUCGUCCCACAAUCCGUCCUACAAUUGGAGAACCAGGUGCAACCUACCUGACUUAUGGAACAUCAGGUUCCGGUAAGACGUACACUUUGCUGGGAACCGAAGAGCAGCCCGGCAUUGUGCCACGUUCGAUUGAACAGAUUUACGAGGAAUUGUAUGAUAACAUAUCGACUGAGCCUAGCCUAAAGAUGGAAUGUAUGAAGCCCAUACCGCUGAGUGAUGAAUCGGUACUGGAUGAAUUGCGGAAGCUGCGUACGAUCAAAUCGCGUUUGCAAGGUUGCGAGGAAAGCACCACAAUAAUCAGCGAAAUCAUCCAGAGCCAACACCAGUUUCAGCCGCUAGAGAUGGGAGACAAGCGGGUAUUCAUUUGGAUAUCGUUUGUAGAAAUCUAUAACGAAAAUGUGUAUGAUCUGCUAACCGUGGAUGGUGACUAUGGGAAGCGCAAGCCGAUGAAGGUGCUUUCGAACGAUGGCAAUGCCUACAUCAAAGGUCUGUCCACACUGUACGCUGGAACGAAGGAAGAUGCGUACAAUUUGCUGCAGUACGGUUUGCAAAGUGCUACAUACGGUGCUACGGAUGUGAACAGUAAUUCCAGCCGAUCGCAUAGCAUCUUUACGGUAACUGUCAUCACGCACUCGGUAUCAACGCAACGAAUUUCACAAUCGGUUUACAAGUUUUGUGAUCUUGCCGGAUCCGAGCGGCUGAAGAAAACCGGAACCACGGGUGAUCGUUUGAAGGAGGCACAGAAAAUCAAUACCUCGCUGCUAGUGCUCGGUCGCUGCCUGGAGACCGUUCACAAGAAUCAGAAAACGAAGAAAAUUCACGAUCUGGUACCGGUACGUGAUUCAAAGCUAACCAUGAUCAUUCAAUCUGCACUACUCGGCAAAGAACCGAUGACGAUGAUUGUGAACGUAUAUCCGACAGAAGAGUUUUACGAUGAAAAUUUGAAUGUGUUGAACUUUUCCUCGAUCGCUAAGCAGAUCGUUAUUAGCAAGGAACCGAAAAUAAUGAAAGCACCGCAUAGCACACGGUAUUCGUUUUUCCUAUCACAGGCAAUCAGCAGCCCAUCGUCAAAGAUAGAUACAAAUCAGCUGCUGUUGGAGUAUGAGAGUUUGAAACACGAAAAUGAUCGCCUGAUUGCUGAAGCGGAACAAAAAAAUGCCGAGAUUGUAUGUCUGAAGAAGAAGCUGGCAAUACAGGAGUACCAACUUCGGAACGAGCUGACGGAUAAUUUUCAACAGCAUUUUACUAAGAUGGAAGAGUCGUACCAGCUGCGUAUUCAAAGUGCACAAGAACUAGCCAUACUACCUUUCAAACAUCAGUUGGCUGUGCUGGAUAAAAAGCUCAAAUCGAAAGAGCAAACGAUCAUGGAAAUGGAAGACGAGCAGGAUGAUUAUGAAAAGAAACUGAAGGCAUAUGAGGAAGAGCUGAAUACUUAUCGCCUGCAGCAAAGCCGUGUCCGAAGAUUGUCUGUUUAAAAGUGAAGGGUCUGCAUUUGUUUAAUUUUUUUUUUCUCAAAAAUACAUUAAUUUUAUGUUUCCUUAAUAA